AUGUCCUCUUGGACUUGGCCUUCGAAAAAUGCCCGUCGCUCGCGGUUGAGGCUCAUCACCGGCCGCCAUCUUGCGACGGUCGGCGUGGUCCUCAGCUUCCUCUACAUCUUUUACGUCUUCGUGGUACCGCAACUUCUACGAUUUCGCUUCCGCACGGAUUUGAGUCGAUAUGACCUGGGUCUGUAUGGGUUUGGCCCUUCAACCGGCUAUGUUUCCUUUGACUACGAAUCGCCGAUGGUCGAAAUCACGGAAUCAGAUGCAGGAUGUGACCCGCGAUACACUUUUCUUGCGCCUCGUGGCGAUUCGGUUGCCCAAGCAGGUCCCAUGAUUCUCGACGCUCAGGGCAAUCUAGUUUGGAUGAAGUAUAACUGGGACACCACACAGGAUUUCAAAGUCCAGCGAUAUAAGGGUGAAGAUUUCUUAACCUACUGGGAAGGUCGCGAGGUCGAGACUCGCGGCUAUGGAUCGUGGUAUAUGCUCGAUUCGUCUUACAUCCAACGAUACGUGAUUAACCCCGUCGGCAACUACGGUGGUGACCUGCACGAAUUCACGAUAACCAACGAAGGCACGGCCCUGGUGACUAUCUACGACCCAACGCCAGUGGAUCUGACAGAUGUCGGCGGCCCAGAACUAGGCUGGAUAUUUGACGGCGUGUUCCAGGAGAUCGAUAUCGAGACCGGUGAAUUGCUGUUCGAGUGGCGCGCUUCAAAACACUAUCCCGUCAACAGCACGUACGAGCCCCUGGGCAAGGCCGGGAAAGAUCGCACCUCAGCUUUUGACUACUUCCACAUCAACAGCGUCGAGAAAGAUGACCUGGGAAAUUACAUUGUUUCUGCCCGACACGCCCAUUCGGUCGGCUGCAUUGAUUCCAAGACAGGAUCGUUAUUGUGGACACUAGGGGGCAAGAUGAAUGAUUUCACUGACCUCUCCGAUGGCGAAGCAACGAAUUUCGCCUGGCAACAUGAUGCGCGGUGGCACGCAAACAACACUUUAACGCUGUUUAACAAUGCCGCCCACUCAAAUAAUGACCCCGACAAUGAGAGUUGUGGGAUGGCCAUUGAAUUAGAUAUUGCCUCCAAGGAGGCAAGAUUGCUGGCCGCUUACUAUCAUCCCCAACAGAUGAAGUCCGUCUCACAAGGCAACGUACAGAUGCUGGAUGAUACCGGCCGGGUUCUAGUUGGUUGGGGCCACAGUGCCGCCUAUAGCGAAUUCAGCGCCGAUGGAGAACUGCUGUGCAAUGUCCAUUUCGGCGCAUCAGCUUUCUUCACCUUCGGGCGUGUUGUCUCUUACCGUGCCUUCAAAGGUAACUGGGUGGGACACCCUCAGACGACCCCGGACGCUGAGGUCGACGGUGAUAAAGUGUACGUGAGCUGGAACGGCGCAACAGAAGUUACCUCAUGGAGAUUGGAGGUGUGGGACUCCGACGAUUUGACCGAGUCCUCAUUUGGGGUCGUGGCGCAAUUUGCAAAGACCGGGUUUGAGACGGAAGUCGACAUUCCUGGGGACCUUGGUCCUUUAUUCCGGCUCGCGGCUCUAGACUCGGACGGGAAUGUUCUUGGGGUCACCGACGUGCUCCAGAAAGAGCAAAGGUCGAGAUUUGACAAGCUUCUCGAUCUGCACAAUUGGAUUUUGGGCUUCGCUAUGGUGGUAAGUGUCGGUGGGCUGCUUGCUGGUCUGUAUCGGUGCUGCUGCUGUUGCAAACUCUUCAAGCUAUAUCGAUCUCGCUCUAGCGAGUACCAAUUGGUGGCUAUGAACGAAAAUGGUGAACAUCCGCCUGUAUGA
Molecule: messenger RNA, 1782 nt
Organism: Aspergillus bombycis
Lineage: Eukaryota; Fungi; Ascomycota; Eurotiomycetes; Eurotiales; Aspergillaceae
Product: arylsulfotransferase family protein
Exons: 2
Coding region: 1-1782 (593 amino acids)
Source: RefSeq, a predicted model, not a curated record